AUGGAAACACUAGUCGUAAUUUAUCUGCUACUGAUCUCAGUUUCAGUUACAACUUCACAGUCUGUGACAGAUUCGGCGACUCUCCUCCAGUGUCUCGUACGAGAAGGAUCAAACCCACAGAAUAACAUCUCCACAGUCACUUACAUCCCAACAAACUCCUCUUUCACCGCCGUCCUCCGCCGCCGCAUACCAACCUCCGUUUCGACAAACCCACAACCCCAAAACCCCUCGCCAUCGUCACCCCCACCUUGGAGUCACAUUGGUUCGGCGCUAGCUUGCGCCCGCGACCUCCCGAUCCAGGUCAGGAUCCGAAGCGGAGGCCACGACUUCGAAGGACUCUCUUACACCUCCACCGUCCCGUUCUUCAUCAUCGACAUGUUCAAUUUCAAAUCCGUCGACGUCAAUCUCACCGAAGGAACGGCUUGGGCUGAUACCGGCGCUACGAUCGGAGAGCUUUACUACCGAAUCGCGGAGAAGAGCAAUGUCCUCGGAUUUCCGGCGGGUUUGUGUACGACAUUGGGCGUCGGUGGACAUUUCAGCGGCGGAGGGUACGGGAAUCUGAUGAGGAAGUACGGAUUGUCGGUGGAUAACGUCGUCGGAUCCGGAAUCGUUGAUUCGAACUGGGAAUAUAUUCACCGAUCGGGUUUCGAUGGGGGAAGACCUUUCUGGGCGGUUCGAGGAGGUGGUGCCGCGAGUUUCGGCAUCGUGCUGGGAUACAAAAUCCGACUUGUUCCGGUGCCGGAGAGAGUUAACGUUUUCAGCGUCGGGAAAACCGUCGGAGAAGGAGCCGUCGAUCUUCUAAUGAAGUGGCAGAGUUUCGCUCACAGUACAGAUCGGAAUCUGUUCGUGAAGGUGACGUUGACUGUAGUCAACGGUACGAAGCCUGCUGAAGAAAACCGAUUGUACCGAAAUGAGAUGGAUCGAUUCGGUUCUGUUUGGGCCGGUUUUCCGAUCGGUACACCGACUUCCGUACUGCUAAACCCGACGGUCGGGAAUAAGUUGUUCAUGAAGCGGAAAUCGGACUACGUGAAGAGUUCGAUUUCGAGAACCGGUCUCGGUUUAAUGAUCAAGAAAUUGGUGGAGGUUGAGAAAGUUGAAAUGAAUUGGAAUCCGUACGGAGGAAGAAUGGGUGAGAUCCGAGUUCGAGGACACCGUUCCCACAUAGAGCAGGCAAUUUGUUCAACAUUGAGUAUGUCAUAG
Messenger RNA from Microthlaspi erraticum, 1200 nucleotides. The record is from the annotation of a GenBank genome assembly. NCBI's taxonomy places the organism in Eukaryota, Viridiplantae, Streptophyta, Magnoliopsida, Brassicales, Brassicaceae.